UGGUGUCGUCCCAAGCCUAUUCCCUUGGAACAACUUUACUGCUCCUUUGAGAAGGGAGUCAGUAUAUGACAGAACCUUAAAACGUCAGUCUAUAUAGCUAUGCUGUGAAGAUAGCGACAUGGUGGCUAAGGCAGCAAGGAUGGAUCACGACUAUGUGACACACCCACCUGCAGGUGCUCUGGAUGAGGCUUUGGAUUACAUCCAUGACCUAGAAGCCAAAUUGCAAAACACUGGUCUACCACCCCCUACUCUCUUCAGCCAAUACUGUGCGUCAGACGACCAAAUACGUUUCUACACCAAAUUUCCAUCUGAGAGUGUUUUUACUAUUUUUUGGGAGUCAAUUGCACCAUCUGCACUUAGACUGGUGUACUGGACCAAAGCACAGAGGGCAGGUGAGGAAGGCUGCGAAGAUCCCAGCCCACCACGCAUCAUGCCAUUAAUAGAUGAGUUCUUGAUGUACUCCAUGCGGGUUGCUGUUGGCAUGAAGGAGCAGCUCAUUGCUGACAUGUUUAAUGUGAGCAUUGCCAGGGUUAGCAGGGUUACCAUCACCUGGGCCAAUUAUCUUUUUAUGAUGCUGAGCUCACUUCCCAUCUGGAUAAGCAGGGAAAAGGUUAAGUCCACUAUGCCCCUUAAAUUCCAGCGGUACUGUCCCGAUGUCAUAGUGAUACUGGACUGCACAGAAAUUGCCCUGGAAACAGCCUCAUCCCUGACCUUAAUAUCAGAAACAUUUUCAAAUUACAAAAACAGGACGACAUUGAAAGGGCUAAUUGGAGUUGCUCCCAAUGCUUUGGUGACAUUCAUCUCACCCCUGUACACUGGGUGCAUCUCAGAUAAGGAGAUCACCAGGAUCAGUGGAGUCCUUCCCUUGCUGGAGCCAGGAGACGAUGUCAUGUCGGACAAAGGGUUCCUCAUUCAAGACCUCCUUGCUGACGUUGGAUCUAAGCUCAUCAUUCCACCUUUUAAGCGUUCAGCUCAAUUCAGCAAGGAGGAAACGGAACAAACCCAAGCCAUUGCCCGCCUCAGAAUUAUAGUGGAAAGAGUGAUCGGUAGGAUAAAGUCCUUUCACAUCUGGGACUCUCCCGUGCCGCUCACACUGAUUGGCAGUGUGAAUCAGAUCUGGCUUAACUGCUGUGUUUUGGCAAAUUAUCAAGGACCUUUUUGUUUUGAAGAGUGAAUUAAUGUUUGGUAUGUAAAUAAAGUGUUAAUAGUAUGUAAAUAAUUGAA
Molecule: messenger RNA, 1224 nt
Organism: Carassius auratus (goldfish)
Lineage: Eukaryota; Metazoa; Chordata; Actinopteri; Cypriniformes; Cyprinidae
Exons: 2
Coding region: 119-1174 (351 amino acids)
Source: RefSeq, a predicted model, not a curated record